Molecule: messenger RNA, 1500 nt
Organism: Aspergillus pseudonomiae
Lineage: Eukaryota; Fungi; Ascomycota; Eurotiomycetes; Eurotiales; Aspergillaceae
Product: DUF1593 domain-containing protein
Exons: 2
Coding region: 1-1500 (499 amino acids)
Molecular function (GO): hydrolase activity, hydrolyzing N-glycosyl compounds
Source: RefSeq, a predicted model, not a curated record
AUGGCACACGCCGAGCGUCUUCAGACAUUCACCUCCAAGCCACGGGUGUUCAUCCUCAGCGAUAUCUCCAAUGAACCCGACGAUGCCGAAUCACUGGUUCGGUAUCUUCUCUACUCGAAUCAGUUCCAGACAGAGGGAUUGGUGGCCUGUACAUCGACCUGGAUGAAAACCAAGGUGUGUCCACAGGACAUGCAUAAGAUCGUCGAUGGCUAUGAAAAGGUAGUCGACAAUUUGAAUGCUCAUGCCCAUCCACAAGAUCCGUACCCUACGGCGGAAUAUAUGAGGGGUCUGAUUAAGAAAGGCGCUGAGACAUAUGGCAUGUCCGCGGUCGGAGACGAUAUUCCACUCAGUGAGGGCGGUCAAUUAUUACUAGAGCGCAUCGAGGCUGAUUCGAAUGAGCCUCUCUGGAUUUUAUGCUGGGGUGGCACCAAUGUACUGGCCUCGGUCUUGCUCAAGAUCCAAAACACCAAGUCCGAAGAAGUUGCGGCAGCACUCCGAUCGAAGCUGCGUGUCUAUACGAUCUCCGACCAGGACGAUACCGGUGUAUGGAUUCGCAACAGAUACCCUGAUCUCUUCUAUAUUUGUUCGGUUCAUGGAUGGAAUCAAUAUGGCAUGGCAGCAUGGUGCGGUAUCUCCGGCGAUGGCUGGUAUGGAUUUGAUAAAGGCGGUCCCGAUCCAAGCAAGAUCAGCAAGGAAUGGAUCCGAGAGAAUAUCCAAAUUGGACCUCUUGGCUCCACAUACCCGGACUACAUGUUCAUCCCCGAAGGUGAUACCCCAACCUUCCUCUAUCUGAUUCAGAAUGGCCUUGGAGUGCCAGAACAUCCGGAGUGGGGCUCAUGGGGAGGUCGAUACAUCGCGACGGAUAUCAGCGCCAAGGGCCUUCGGAAUGGACACUACAGUGACACUGUCGAUGAAGUGGUUGGGUUAGACGGACGGACGCACAAGUCCAACCACGCGACGAUCUGGCGGUGGCGUGACGCUUUCCAAAAUGACUUUGCGGCGCGGAUGCAGUGGACACUCUCGCCUGAGUUGAGCAAGGCCAAUCACCAGCCAGUCAUCAUCCUGAACGGCAGCAAAGGAUUAGAACCCUUACAUCUCGAGCUGGAGGCUGGUUCGACAUUCGAGCUCGACGCCUCGGAGACAUACGACCCGGACACAAACGAUUCCCUUACGUUCAGAUGGUAUCAGUACAAAGACCCGAGCGCGACACAGUGGUCCGUCCGUCACGAAGUUGGACAGCUGACAUUUGAGCCACUCAACACCGCUGGAAGCAAGGUCAAAGUAACUGUGCCGCCACCAGAAAAGUGCUGUCUGGAGCUCAUUAGUCGCGAAGCGCUCCCUAGAGGGCAGUUAUUGCAUAUCAUAUUGGAGGUGAAAGACAAUGGAACACCACCGUUGACUAGCUACCGACGAGUCACGGUCCAGACUUUGAACGAGAAGCUGCUUGGCGGCGGCGGUGGUGCAGAGGCUAUUGGCGAUGUUAUGAGAGACAUGAUGUAA